Temnothorax curvispinosus is the source of this 5324-nucleotide messenger RNA. RefSeq names its product apical junction molecule-like. The coding region runs from base 16 to 2808 and encodes 930 amino acids. The transcript is spliced from 3 exons. The record is from RefSeq and is a predicted model, not a curated record. Lineage: Eukaryota; Metazoa; Arthropoda; Insecta; Hymenoptera; Formicidae.
UCGCGCUAUCUAAUUAUGCGAAGAUCGCCGAGUCACGGAGCGAGCAACGGUAGGACUCCGGAGCCACAAGCCAUACCUCCGUGCAAGCCGCCGCCCUCUCGACCGCCGGUCACGCCGGGCAGUAUCGAUGAACCAUCUGGUGGGACCAUCGGCGCCGGUAGCAGCUCCGCCAACAAUAGCACUAAUGCUAGCAACAAUAACAACAGCAGCAGCAUUGCCGGAACGCCGACCAAUACUGCAAGCAUCUUAGCGACUCCGACCGCGCGUCAAUCGAAAUCGAUCCGUCCAUCGGGCACGUUGCCCGCGGUGCUGGCCGGAGGGCGAAGGGUGCAGCCACCCAUGCCCCCGGUACCACCUCCGGCGAUGACGUCCCUUCACAGCAGCAACGACAGCGGCUUCUCCAACGAGCCCCCAGUACAGCCCGAUGUCGAUUACAGCGACGACGAGGCGUUGAGACGGCGCCGGAAGCCGCGAACCGGAGGAGAUCGUUCUUCCCCGAAGGACGAGAAGCAGUCGAAGGAGUGGGAGAAUGACUCCUGGAAAACGAUCCCACGCGAUGAGAAGUCUUGGCAGCUGUAUCGCACAGCGAUGGAUCUCUGGGCGGAGUCUAAGGCCAACCAGGUAGGCGAAGACUCGAAGAAGUACUUCGAAAUGGAGAAUGGCGAUUUUACGUUGGAGAACGGCGAUAUGAAGAAAAGGAAGAACAAGAAAACUGCGCAAGCACCGAAUGAACGUCCCAGCCCGAAUCAGCGCACCAAGAUGAUGGACGAGCGAAGUAUCCCCGCCGCUACUCGUCGUGGUGAUCAGCGACGCGUCGACAAGCGGACGCAAGCGGAAACUGAGGAAGACGAGCUCGAGGACGAGGAGGAAUUUGGCGGUGAGUACCAUAGCAACAACAAGUUCUACACAGAUAAUCAAGAAACUCAACAGGAGCGAAGAGGCACUUUUGAAGCGGAGAAAUACGCCAAGUCCACGAGCUCGUCGUCAGACUCCGACGACGAGAGCACCAUCACCAUACCGGAGCCGGGCCGCAAGGUAGAACAUAUAGCGCAGAAGCUCGAGCAGACCGCGCAGAAGUAUGCGCGCGAGCAUAGCCCACCCAAGUUCCUCGAGCGCCGCGAGAGAUCCACGACAGAGUACAAGAGCCUCGAGAGAGAAACGCGCGAGACGGCUCUUUCGCGCGAUCGUCGCGAGAGACCCGCUAUGGAAUACAAAAGUCUGGAGCGCGGUCGAGACGGCGGCCAGAGAAACUUGGAGCAGGCUCGUCGCGACGACAAGGCGCGCUUACGAGAUGACAAGCGCGUGCGGGACGAUAAGCACUCAUUCGAGCGGGGUUCCCGCGAGGACAAGCCGAACUUCGAGCGCACGAGAGAGGACAAACAGAGCUUUGAGCGCUCGAGGGAGGAGAAGCAAAACUUGGAGCGCACAAGGGAGGACAAACAAGGCUUUGAACGCUCGAGGGAGGAUAAGCAAGUAUUCGAUCUCCCGAGAGAAGACAAACAGGGUUUCCAGCGGCCACGCGAGAACACGCAAUCGUACGAGCGAGCCCACGCUCGCUCCAGAAACGAGCAAGAGCGCGCGUAUAUGGAACAGCGGAAGGAAGUAAUGGGUUACGAACGAACGUUCGAGAAGAACCGCAACAAGACGGUCGAGCGACUGUCCAGCCGACGAUUCGAGCGACCACGGCCACCGUCGCAAGAGGCUCCGGAACGGCCCUCGAUGGGGCCUUAUCGAGAGCGUAGAUACUCCGAUAAGGAGGAGGCGAUUUACGGAGAGACCGGCCGAUACGGAGUAGGCUCGCUCGAGAGGGAUCGCGGUUACGAAUCAAAUUUCGAGACAAAGUUGGAGAGGACAAAGGCGAUCGAAAGACACGGUUACCACUCGGGCCUAUACGGUCCGGGUCUUCAGAAACGAAACGCCGUACCGAGGAUCAAUGAACGAAGUAACGGCGACACCAAUAAUAAUACGCUGAAAGUUGAGCGGAAACCUGUAUCGCCGCGACAGGCGACCGCUAUGAGCCAUCUCUCGCAAACCGGAAGAGCCUACGAUGAGUCGAAGAGCCCGAAGCUCGUGAAACGGACCAAGUCCUUUUGGAAAUUCCGCCGCGACUCGGAGGUGCUGGAGGGUAUGGCGCUCUGGCAACAUCGCUCGCUCGUGGACAUCCCGAAGAUGAUCCGGAAGGAGGACAAGACGGCGGAGAACGAGGAGCGGCAGAGAAACUCCGAGGGCGGUAGCCCAAAUUCAAGCCUGGGUAACAGCGAGGGCACCAUCACGAACGAGCACCGGCAUGAGGAACCCAAGCCGGCCGAGAGAAGCCAUGUGCCUGACAAGACGGAUUACUUCGAGGACUUCCCAACACCAGCGGAACGGUCCAAGAUCACGGAAAGAUCAGAAUAUAGGAUGCAGCAGCAGCAGCAAAAGGAGCUUACGUAUUUUGUCGGAAACGUAUCGCGAAAGGCAAUUAUCGAGAAGGAACGAAGGCGUAGCCUUGAGGCGAAGCGGAACAUGAUUGUAGCUGAGCUGAAGGAGAACAACGAGAACAAGCGGCAAGGAAUGACGCGCGGUAGGAGAAACUACGACGAGGAAGACGCGACGUUGAAUUUCAGCGAGACUGAGGCCUCCGAUGAGGAGUCUACAUACAGUUGUAUCGUCGUGAAGGACCAGAGCAUACUGGAAAAGACGUUGCUACCAAGGACCAAGCUGAGAAGAGAGUCCGACCGAGAUAGAAAUAACUGCGGGCCCUGGUACGAUCUCUGGGGCAUGGACGCAUCCGUCAAUAAGAAAAAGAAGAAGCAGAAGCAGCAGUAAGUGAAACGACAGUUAUGAAGAAAAUGCUGAAGCUGAAUAUAUAUAUUGAGCUUAAAAAAAUGACGAGGAGUCGAUGUAUCUUUUAAGAGAUGAAGACAUUGAACACAAUGUAGCAAAGACAAAAAAAGGAAGAUUGGAUAUAAUCAAGAAGAAAAACCAAUUAGCCUCAUAUUGCCAUGUGAAAAACGACGAGGAAGAGGAGGCUCCCACUGCAUACAAUUUUAUUUUAAUUUUUCGUUAGUUUAGAUGUACCCAUAAAAUGCGAGCGAGAGCUAACUGAUUCAAACCUGAAUCAGCGAACGAACAAUUGUUACCAUUUUCGUUAUUAGUUUCACCUCAAUUCUCCCAAGUUCUGCCAGUUAUCUUGCCACCUGCCCAUGAGCAAACUCUCGAAUGAUCGAUUCAACAUCCUAUUGUGACGUUUACAUUGGCUAAUCCCUUCCUAGUGCUUUGUGUUGUCUUCAAUGAUUGGCUGUUGAUGUUGUAGGAGCUUGCAGCAUCGUCGAAGAAGGCGUUCGAUACACUUUUGCGACGACUUCUAGGCGACUUUUCUCUUCGAAACAGAGCGAGCGACUUUGCUGGAUGAUACAUCGCCAUCGUGGCUCGUGUUGUUGUUCAUCACUGCUGCACGCGUUAGCUUCCUUCGGUUAUCGCUGGCAUAGUACAAGUUAUUUGCUAGAUUAUUCGCAACUGUUUCAAACUUUUGCCACUUUUUAGUUUUAUCAGUCGCUUUAAUUGUAUUGAUUUAAUGUUGCACGUAUUUUCUGGAUAUAUAUUCAGAAUUCAAGAAAGCUUUUGAUUAAAUAUUAUUUGUAUAACCGUCGAAGAACAAACUGAAAGACGGCGGCCGGAUUAAUUUUAAUCGACAUUUCUCAGAUAUAAUUUAUUUAUAAAUAUUUGUGGACUUACGAAUUUCAGAUGACCUGGUUGUUAUCAGAUUAAUCGAUUUCAAUUGAAUUUGCUUGUUCUAUAAAAGACAUCAAAUAAUAUUCCAAAAUAAACGGGGUAAUAAAAAGUCUUUAAUGCGUACACUCUAGAGGAAGAAAGUUACUCAUUACAAAAUUUCUUAGACGCUCGUCGAAAAAUCCAGUUCGUGAUCGUAUUCGUGAUCGUCCAACAAUUACGAAUGUGCAUUCCGAGCCCUGAUUAACUGUAAUUAACGCCUUUCAGGACUAACAUAUUCGCGACUGUGAAGCUGCGAAAGACGAAGACUAACGACCGCUCGGCACCAGCGCUCUCAUGAGACAAGCUUUUUUCCUAGAUCACGCGUCUCUUGCGAUCCAGUAGCGAUCCCAUAAUGCGGAAACGGGUGUGUCUCUCUCGUUGAACAAGUUCCUUCGUCGCGCAGCUCUCCACGCGAGACGAGAAUCGACUGCCACGCGAUUAUAUCUGUCCAUGAAUCCCUCUCAAAGUGAAAAUACGGCGCUAACCCUUUCCGUAUCCGUAUGCCAUAUAUGGUAUAUUGCAUCUGCACUUUUUUUACAAUUUCUCUCGAGUAUAACACCCAUUUAGGAACCACCGCAUGUGGAAGUGGAACGACAUAUGGAGGCAGCUUGCAGGUUUCCGACGUUAAAUAAAGCGUUGCGGCACGGUUCUACAGCGCCAAACGAAGGAUUAGCACUAUAACAAUGUUAGUUUUAUACUAUUAAAUAAAAAAUCAGCACCGCAAGUGCGGUUCUACGGUAAAAUAAAGGAGACAGCUAAGUUAACUACGAAACGAGUUUUUCCACUGUUAACUAUACAUGUUAACACGAUUCUAUAAGUGUCGAAUGAAAAACUCACGCAGUAAAAGUGGAUCGAGUCCGUUCAUAUAGUUCCACAUAAAAUCAAACUUGAAAUAGACCUAUAUAUGAAUUACGGACUUGCUUUAUUCUUAUUCUCAAGUCUUUUAAUAUAGCAGCAAGUAGAGCUCUUCCGAUAACUCGUACAACGAGUUAGAAAUAAGUGAAGAGAAAUCAUUGAAACUUCUACAUUUACUGCUCUAUCAAUGUAUUAUAUUUAAUAUUCUACUUAAUAUACACUUAAUAUUUGGUACUGAAAGGGUUAAUGUCCGAGAAUUUGAUAUAUUUAGAUUUUUUGUGUGCAACACGUCAUUUUUAAACCCGCGUUUUUAAACGUUUUUCAAUAUGCAUUUUAAAGUACAUAUAUAUAGAUUAAGAGUAUGUUAAAAUAAUAUAUUCCAGUGUGUAAUUUAGGCGCGAAACGAAAAAAAGACGUCCAGUUUGGAAUGGAGAUGGGUUUUAAGGUAACCACUUUUUGUAAUUUAAAGUAGUUAAGAAUUCGAAGAAAACGCAAAAAAGCGACAGAUGUUAAUAUAUUAUGAAUAAUAUAUUAUAAUUAUACACGUUAUAUAUAUAUAUAUAUAUAAGCAAUCGCGCGCUCGAAUUUGAUUUCGGCGGUUUGGGUUAGGCUAGACUAAAAUAAAGCUGUUGUAAUAAGAAUCAUGUAUACAUACGCAUAUACGUUAUAUAUAUUAUAUAUAUUAUUGUUAUUAUAUACAUCAGUUUUUUAACGUA